Messenger RNA from Drosophila hydei, 517 nucleotides. Its product is annotated as ATPase inhibitor mai-2, mitochondrial. NCBI's taxonomy places the organism in Eukaryota, Metazoa, Arthropoda, Insecta, Diptera, Drosophilidae. Gene Ontology annotation, molecular function: ATPase inhibitor activity. The transcript is spliced from 4 exons. The coding region runs from base 129 to 452 and encodes 107 amino acids. Gene Ontology annotation, biological process: negative regulation of ATP-dependent activity. The record is from RefSeq and is a predicted model, not a curated record. Gene Ontology annotation, cellular component: mitochondrion.
AACACUUUACAAAUAGUGGCAGCUCUAAAAUCAACCGGCUAGAAGCUUCGGCCACACUUACGACAUACAAGUUUGACACGCAGAAGAGUCAGAUUUCCACAUCAAUUUUUGCAUAACUUAUUGAGAAAAUGUUCGUUGUACGUCGUAGCGCAUCCCGUUUGUACCCAGCUGGAGUACAAUUGGCGAAAAUGAGCGGCAGCCAGGUCGGCGACUUGGGCAGCGGUGCCGGCAGGGGCGGUGGUGGCGGCGGCUCCAUUCGUGAGGCUGGUGGCGCCUUCGGCAAACUGGAAGCUGCACGCGAGGAGGAAUACUUCUACAAAAAGCAAAAGGAUCAGCUGGAGCGUUUGAAGAACGAUCAGAUCCAUCAGGCCGAAUUCCACCAUCAGCAGAUCAAGGAGCACGAGGAGGCCAUACAGCGCCACAAGCAAUUCCUCGAUAACUUGCACAAGUGAACGAAUCAACGAAGAACGCAGCAAAGCAACUUUCAGUUCUACUGAACCUAUGAUAUGACAUUUAC